AGCAGCUGCAGGGGCUCAUGAGGUCACUGUGCUGGUAAACUGUUGAGCAGGAAUCAGUAGGUGGCAGUGCAGAUAUCCUGAAUUUCUCCUCAGCCUGAACCAAAAAUGCUGAUGUUGUGGCUUUCCUGUCUCCUGAUUGGAAGUGUCACCUGUGGUCCUGUAAAACAAGCAGCUCCAGGAUCCGUGCCACAGGAAACGCCUUAUUACUGGGGAGGAUGGAUGGCUUCUGGCCCAAGCUCUAUGGAGACGGCUCCCGAGGACACCGCCAGUGAUGGUCCUAAAGGUUCCACCGGUCAAGUGGCUGAAGACCAGAGUUCCAGUUUAGGUGAUGAUUCUGCUGAGGAGGAACAAGCCGAGAGUGUGGUGGAGGACACGGUGGCGUCUGAACCUGAAGUGGUCUACCUUGAGCCAGUCUUCAGUGACGUGUCUGAUCUGCAGCCAGUCUACUCCUUCAGCUCUCGUUCACGCUACCAGAGAGGAAAAAGAGUGUUUAGUCAAACCAGUUACAUCCCAGGACCUCCUGCUCCGGUCUACAGGAACAGCAGACCUGAGCGUCAACGUUCUCCUCCAGCUCGUGCUGCUCCAAAGAAACCAGGCUUCUGAAGGAGUUUAAGGACCCAGGCAGCUCAGUAUCUACCACACAGGUCUCCGGUGUUUUUCACUGCUGCUUUUCUCUGUAGAGUUGAUGCAAAUAAAAGCUUUGAAACUGA
This is a messenger RNA of Solea senegalensis (Senegalese sole), 710 nucleotides long. RefSeq lists its product as uncharacterized. NCBI's taxonomy places the organism in Eukaryota, Metazoa, Chordata, Actinopteri, Pleuronectiformes, Soleidae. The record is from RefSeq and is a predicted model, not a curated record. The transcript is spliced from 4 exons. Bases 106 to 603 code for a protein of 165 amino acids.